Zonotrichia albicollis (white-throated sparrow) is the source of this 347-nucleotide messenger RNA. The record is from RefSeq and is a predicted model, not a curated record. Lineage: Eukaryota; Metazoa; Chordata; Aves; Passeriformes; Passerellidae.
UUGUGUCCCCUGCAGAUCCCUGACCCCGAGGCCUGUGACCAAAUGUACGAGAGCUUGGUCAGGAUCCACACCAACUUCUACAAAAACAAGUACCCACGCCUGAAGGACACCACCUUCACCGGGGUGACAGUGGAGGAUUGCAGGACAAUCCUGGCCACAGACAUUCUGAGACAGAUGGAAGACAGGAAAAAAGGGACGUGGAAAAGACUGCGGGAAAAGUUCUCUGCCAAGAAACCCGAGGAGGGUUGAAGUGAGGGCCCAGCUCUCAGCUUCUCCACUGUACAUAUCCCUGAAGCUCUGUGUGUUGCCAUGAUGAAUAAAACCACUUAUUCCUCUUAGCAACAGCA